Molecule: messenger RNA, 814 nt
Organism: Schizosaccharomyces cryophilus OY26
Lineage: Eukaryota; Fungi; Ascomycota; Schizosaccharomycetes; Schizosaccharomycetales; Schizosaccharomycetaceae
Exons: 2
Coding region: 39-233 (64 amino acids)
Source: RefSeq, a predicted model, not a curated record
UUGCUGAGUACACUAGCGAUAUAUUACCAUUUUCAAACAUGUACCUCCUAUCAAUAAUUUAUGACAAGGUGAGGACAAUUGGAAUUUUUAUGGUACUUAGGAAUUUUACUUGCGAUAUAGACCUUAUUUUCUUCUAUUUUCUAUCUAAUAUCUGCCGUUGUCUAAGUAACAGGAAUCUUCGCCCAAGCUAUAGUUUACAUAGCUGUUGUCAGGAAGCGUUAAAAUUAAGUUAACUACAAGUGCUAUAUGUUGGGCAUUAUAUAACGCUUUUGUCUGUUGUUUUGGAUUGGAAGUUGAUCACUCAACUGAAAACGCCGCUUCGCCUACACUUCCUACAUAAUAACAAAGGGAUGCUACACCUCCUCCUCUGCUAACGACAAUGGAUAAAGCAAUAGAGCUGCAAACCAAUCCUGCGAUUGACGUUAGUUCCAUUCGUUUGUUAUUGUCUCCUUCUGAACCUUUACUUUAAGGUAAUGAAGAAUUGCAUUUGUUUCAAUCUAUCUUAUUAUGAGAUGAGUGAGGAGGGAGACUUGAAACUGCUGGUUUUGUUAUUACUCAGUACUACCUUACUUUGCGAGUUUACAUCGAAUUUCCAAGUUUAUUUUAGUUUUCAAAUUGCCCCUGUAUUAAUAUGAUAGUAAAGUCUUGCAAUGAAAAACCAGUUAUUUAAUAUGAAUAAUUGAAGCUUUUUUCGUCGCCUUUAGAGGCAUGGAGUUGGUAAACUUGCUAGAACAUUACUGGAGCCUAACGUUUUUGGGUCGUUGGUCAUUUCAUCCAUCAAUUAAUAUCCUUAUUUUCAAAUUGAAUACUAUCG